Messenger RNA from Penicillium waksmanii, 186 nucleotides. RefSeq lists its product as uncharacterized. The coding region runs from base 1 to 186 and encodes 61 amino acids. The transcript is spliced from 2 exons. The record is from RefSeq and is a predicted model, not a curated record. NCBI's taxonomy places the organism in Eukaryota, Fungi, Ascomycota, Eurotiomycetes, Eurotiales, Aspergillaceae.
AUGACCGGAACAACAACCCUUGCCGAAUUUUAUGUCGAGUAUCCAAAGGUCAGGGACGCAGUUAUUGACCAUGCGGCUUUCUAUGACCUCCCCGAAACCCAAAAGGCUUGGUUCAAGCUGAAUCUGGAACGUAACCCAGUCGGAGGCAAAUGCAACCGCGGCAUGACCGUGCUUGACUCCGUGUAG